Molecule: messenger RNA, 812 nt
Organism: Diospyros lotus (date-plum)
Lineage: Eukaryota; Viridiplantae; Streptophyta; Magnoliopsida; Ericales; Ebenaceae
Exons: 1
Coding region: 200-562 (120 amino acids)
Source: RefSeq, a predicted model, not a curated record
UACUGGCUUCCUUCCUUCUGAAAUCUAAGGUAUAUACUGCUUUCUAUGAAAGAUAUUUUCUUCCAACUUCUCUUAGACCUGAUGGAUAAUCCAUUUUCUUCUCCAACAAGGCUCCAAAAUCCCAAUCUUCUUUGAAUCAACUCAUCAGAACUCCACAUCCAAGACCCAAUCCAACCAAAACCUUAGUUGCCUCUCUGCCAUGGCUGCUCUCUUUCUUGGUCACUCUUGCCAGAGCAGAAACUGCUCAGGCCAAGCUCUUCAGAGCAAAAACUGCCCCAGAAUUCUCAUCACCGUAUCCUGCCAGAGCCGCAUACCGAUCGAUCGGCCGGGCUCGGAAGUCAAGGAAAGGAAGGAGAAGGAGAAGAAGCAGUUCUUGCCAGAGCUUGUUGUCAGUGUUGAGAAUUUUGGGAAGAGAUUGAAGGAUAGUUUGAGUCCCAAGCAGAAGGGUGACUGGAAGGACUUGGUGUUGAUGAGUUUGUCAUUUGCUGUGUAUGUGUACAUAUCUCAGAAGAUAGUUUGUGCUUACUGUGCUUGGACGUCCAUGCUCAAGCAGCCAUGGUAACACAGCAUGAUCAGAGGAAUAGUGUUGUUCCCUGAAGAUGGAUUCAUCAUAAGCCAUUCAUGGCUAAAUGGAUAUUGUUCUUUGGAUUACCUUUUCCUUGUUUGCAACUAAGUUUGUGUUUUCUCUUUUGGAUACAGAGCUGGGAUUUUUGUGAUAUUUUGUAUUGUAAUUAAAUCUUCAAUUUGUGCUAUAAAAACUGGGAGUACGAGCUUCAAAGAGGCUAGGUUUCCAAGCUUCUUUGGACAAGGUC